Molecule: messenger RNA, 1590 nt
Organism: Penicillium daleae
Lineage: Eukaryota; Fungi; Ascomycota; Eurotiomycetes; Eurotiales; Aspergillaceae
Product: transporter
Exons: 9
Coding region: 1-1590 (529 amino acids)
Biological process (GO): basic amino acid transport; transmembrane transport
Cellular component (GO): fungal-type vacuole membrane
Molecular function (GO): basic amino acid transmembrane transporter activity
Source: RefSeq, a predicted model, not a curated record
AUGGAUGAACGCACGCCGUUAGUGAAGCCGUCAGGCCGACCGGUGGAUGACCCUGAGAGGCUGUCAGAGGCAAAAGGAGAAACAAGGCCCGGAGUUGAUAUGGUUUUCUUCUUAAUUGCUGUGCUGGGUGUCUUUCUCGCUAUUGGCGAUGAAUACUUCGUUUUCACGACAAGCGGCCAUAUCGCGUCGGACUUUCACCGUCUUUCCCUCGGACCUUGGCUCAUCACGGCAUACAAUCUUGGAUACUCCGUCACGCUUCCUCUGUAUGGAAGAGUCUGUGAAAUCUAUGGUUACAAAACAACUUUGUUGGUGGCUUACAUUGUAUUCACUUUCGGGUGUAUGGUUAGCGGGUUGGCACCUUAUCUCGGAGUUGUGAUCGCUGGCCGGUUUGUUGCUGGCGCUGGGGGCGCUGGCAUGACCGAUUUGAUCAGCGUGAUCAUCACAGAAAUGGCACCAUUGAGAGAAGUCGCUGUCCUUCGAUGCUAUCUACAGAUGUCUGGAACUUUUGGUGUCACCAUAGGAUCGCCGCUAGGUGGACUCCUGACUGAUUUCUUAGGUUGGCGAUGGUCCUUCCUGAUUAAAGUCCCACUAGGGAUGUUUUGCUUUGGGAUGGCUGCAUGGCGAUUGCCCUCCGCAAUGAACGAUGGAUACUCGAGCACGAAGGAAGGAGGAGAACUGGGCGAAUCGAAACCAGAACUGAACCUACCGGGCAUUUGUCUACUAGGCACCAUUAUUGCAGCAAUCAUGGGAGUGUGUCAGCUUAUUUCGGAGGAGGAGUCGCCUCAGAAAACUGUGCUCGUGGCGAUAACGGUCGCAACUGUUAUCAUUGGAUGCAUCUUGUACGGGUUGAAUGAACGCUACUGGACCAAGGCAGCUCUAGUUCCGCUGAAUCUUCUAAAGACCAACGGUACUGGCCUUGCGUAUAUUGCACAAUUUCUGGCAAUGUUCACUUUCUGUGGAUUUUCCAGCAACUUCGCUGACUUUUGGGUCCGGACCAAGAAUACCUCUGCCAGCCUGGCGGCUUUAUCGAUACUUCCCUUGGCCGCGGCUAGCACUUUGAGUGGCCUUGUGGUCGGCAACAUUGUUCGGCGAACUGGGAAAUACAAAUCACUAUCGAUCAAAUGUUGCAUGGCGAUGACAUUAGGGAAUAUUCUUCUAGUAGCUCGAUUGCCCCAAGGGCCUUACUAUUGGGAGCUUCUCUUUACUAUCAUCAUGGGCGUCGGCAUGGGAGGAUUCUUCUCCGUGACCUUCGUCGGACUAUCGGCAUCGAUUCCCAGCCACAUGUCUGCUACGGCGAUGACAGCUUACUACUUGGCACAGCAGCUGGGAAUGAUGAUGGGGGUUAGCGCAACGUCUGUGACCUGCCGGAUGGUAUUCAAAGCGUAUCUUGAGCGGAAAUUUGCCGACUUUGCAGGUUCAGUUCAGGUGAUUUUCCUCGCUCGUUUGACCUCUGGGACAAUAAUUAACAAUGUGUCCAUGGUAAAAGACAGUUUCUUCCAGGCCUUUCGGGCCGUUCCAGUCAUGACCUCGGUUAGCAUGGCAUUGGUCUUGCCUAUUCUUUGCUAUUUGCCCGAGCGAUCUCUGGAUUAG